AUGGUGGUGGUGGUGGUAGUGGUGAUUCGGGAUAUGCAGAAGCGUAUAUCGGAGGUGGAGAUGGUGCAGCGGGAAGGGAGGAACUGGAGGACAGUGGCGACGGAGCAGAGGAUGAGGAGGUUGGUUAGAGGAGCGAGGGCGCCGCCGCUGCGAUUUUCCUUCCUCCAAUGGCGGCGGCAACUCGUCGGAGAAGGGAAAUCGGUCGGGAAAGGGUUUCGGGGAAGAAGGGUUUCGACGGAUGGGGGACUUUUUUCCCAGAUUAAGGAAAUGCCGAAUGCGAGGGGAUAA
Messenger RNA from Linum trigynum, 288 nucleotides. NCBI's taxonomy places the organism in Eukaryota, Viridiplantae, Streptophyta, Magnoliopsida, Malpighiales, Linaceae. The record is from the annotation of a GenBank genome assembly.